CCCGACGCGUCAGCGUUCAGCGAGAGCGGAGAGUCUGCAGCCGGCGAAUAAGAAGCAGCAGCAGCAUUCCGUCAGCACCAUCACAGACGCAGCGACGCACACAGAGAGACGCCCACGAAGAGACAGAGACCCCAGAGAGAGACAAAGAGAGACAGCGGGGACGGCAUCAUGGACAUCUUUUGCGGGACCUGGAACUUGGUGGAGAGCCACAAUUUUGAUGAAUACAUGAAGGCCAUAGGCAUCGGCUUCGCGAUGCGCCAGAUCGGCAGCGUCACCAAGCCCACACUCAUCAUCAGCGCCGAGGGCGAUCACGUGACGCUGAAGACGACGAGCACCUUCAAGAACAUGGAGUGGAACUUCACGCUGGGCGAGGAGUUUGACGAAACGACGGCGGACGAGAGGAAGGUCAAGAGCACGUUCACCGUGGACGGCGACAAGCUGGUGCAGGUGCAGCGAUGGGAGGGCAAGGAGACCACCAUCUCCCGCGCCGUCUCGGGCGACAGCAUGGUGGCGACGUGCUCCAUCGGGGACGUGGUGGCCACUCGCACGUACCACAAAGCCUGAGAAGUGGGCCUCGGCUCCACCUCCUCCUCCACCUCCUCGGCCAUCAUCAUCCUCCUCCUCCUCGCUCCGAUGUCGUGGCGGCGCUGUGGCUUUGUGACGUGACGCUGUGACGCGGUGGUGUUGUGACGACGUCGUGACGCUGCAGUGCCACCACGAGCGCGAAGCGACUGAGAACGGAAGAGGCCGCACUCGCCAACGCGGGAGGGGAAAGUUUGUGGAGAAGGCGGAACGAACUAGCCAAUCAAAUCCAAGCCCCUCCACACGCUAGCCAAUCAGACACUAUCCCUACCCCUAACCACAAUGACCAAUCAGACACUAUCCCUACCCUAACCGUAACUACAAUGACCAAUCAGACAAUAGCCCAACCCCUAACCACAAUGACCAAUCAGACAAUAGCCUAACCCUAACCACACUGACCAAUCAGGCAAUAGUCCUACCCGCUAACCCUUAACACACUAACCACACUAACCAACCAAUCACCAACCCUACCGCUAACCUUGACCACACUAACCAGAUUAACCAAACAGGCACACGCUAUACCCCUAACCCCCCUUAGACAGCUCUGCCCCCCUUUUCACUUUCUGUUCGCUCGUCGGUUUUUGUAGCGAUUGGCUGUCACUCACUCAGAUAAUUAAUGAGGUUCUGAUUGAGUGACCCUAAGGGGGGGGCACGGGAAGGGCUGGGGCGAGGGGGGUUUCUAGUAGUCAUCGUGUAGGCCGAAGAGCCAACCCGCAGUGUGAUUUGCCAAAUGUUCACCGCAAAUUAAGAAUCCAGCCAACCGAUCGUCAGACCUCGGCAGGACCCUCCCUGUAGGCGAGUCGCGGGACUCGUUGAGGCCUCCACCAACCCCCCCCCCCCAUCCGCCUCGGAUACAACCACCGCGAAAUCUCCCCCUUCUCCUCCUCCUCCUCGUGUCACCAUGGCGCCACAGGCGACGACAAUUUCGACAGACAGACACCGUGCAUCUCGUGUCGGGCACGUGGCGGCGACGACGACGAUGACGACGACGAUGUGGCUAGCUGUGGAUAGACCAUGGCUCGUGACGAUGUGGCCCGCUCUGUAGCCCUGGCGAGGUCCUCCACGGCUACUCCAGAGCCCCCCCCCCCCACACACAGAGCAAGCGAGAUUGCUCCACGGGUUCGCGAACCAAUGGGAGUCGGAACGGUGCCAUCGGGAGUCUUCCUCUCCUCCUCUUCCUUUCUUUCGUGCGGCUGCUGUAGAUGCAGAACAACGGCGACUACAAUUUCACAUUUCAGGUGGCCAAGCCCCAGAUAACCGGAGCGUCGAUCGCUGUUGACGUCUCCUUCGUAAUGUGUGCGUCGUUUUGCACGUCGUGCGGUCCGCUGUGCCAUCGGCGGCGCAUCGCCCAGUCGUCACGCGCGUCCGCCCGAACCUGGUGGUGAACCGGGUCCUGGGCCUCCCCUACGUCGACUCAGCAUAAAACGAGUGCGUACCUGUUGCGGAGUGGAAGCACCGCCACGAGGCAGACAACGGCGUGGUGGUGGCCACGCACGCGCUCGUGUUGCCAAGCCGGCCUUCAUCAGUGCUGCGCAUUAACAGCACUCGCACCAACAAUGUGUUCAUGUUCUAUGGGGGAUCUUUGUGUUGUGUCUUUGUUGGUGGUGGUGGCGGUGUUGACUUACAGUGUCACACUCGCAGUGUCACCGUUCAGUGUUAUGGGACUUGUCUGCUGGAGCACAGACGGACGGGGAGACGCAUCGACAGUCAGACAGAUGCAUGGAUAGAUGGACAGUUGUAUGGACAUACUUAUGGAUGGAUAGAUGCAUGUAUAGGCGGAUGGAUGGGAUAGUUGGAUAUUUGGAUGGAGAGACUCGUGGACGAUAGAUGGAUCUAUAGACGGAUGAAUAGAUGGGCAGUUGGAUGGACAAACAGAUGGAUAGAUGGACGGACGGAUUGAUGGAUGGACGGACAGACA
Lethenteron reissneri (Far Eastern brook lamprey) is the source of this 2500-nucleotide messenger RNA. RefSeq names its product fatty acid-binding protein, liver. The record is from RefSeq and is a predicted model, not a curated record. NCBI's taxonomy places the organism in Eukaryota, Metazoa, Chordata, Hyperoartia, Petromyzontiformes, Petromyzontidae. Gene Ontology annotation, molecular function: lipid binding.